GUAGAGGACAAGAGGAAAACGUCUGCGACUAAUGUUGUUGAUACAAAUACAUCCUCUCCUGUAGUAGAGGACAAGCUUACGCCAGCAGUCGCUGCAGUGUUUCAGGGAAAGUAUCAUGCGACAAGAGCUGAGACGAGAGCAGCGAUGUUUUGCGAUAUCGAUCUGGUACCACCAGAAUCGGAAAGUGCGGCUGCUGAAGCGGGGGCUGCAGGAGCGGGGGAGGCAGCUGAAAAAGAUGGGGAAGUUAAGACUAUCAACAGUCGUUCAUGGUACUUAUCGUAUCCGUUUCUACGUCGACGACGUCUUGUUAAGGAGGCCUGCUAAGAAUUGCUCAAUCAACCUCUUGCCAUAUCUAACAACCACCCUCCCACCGACUCUCCACCCGCAAGCUCCGAAGAUCGCAAACUUCCCAAGAGCUACGUCGCUGCGCCAACGAAAGAGGACAUAGAAUUCGUGCUAGUGGAUGGAGCGCCAUUGUCUGGGCAUAAAGCGGUAACGAAAGCCCUACAAGACUUGGCAGAAGACUACCUCUUCUUUCUAGAACCGGACAAGGAAGUGCAAGCCGUUUUGCAGGCAUGGCUAGACUAUGUACCCCCAGGACCUGGAAGUGGGGCUGAAAAUUCUAGUGCGGCUGAUUAUGAUGAGGAUUAGAAGAAAUAGGAGUAAAGUUCUGAGAUGACAGUAAAAUAGUAGCAGUACUAGAAUCUGAACCUCUACUUGUACUUCCUUCUCAUCUGAACCUCUACUGGGACUUUCUUCUCUGUCCCUUGUUCCACCUCGUCCACCUGCCUCUCGCUUUUCAUUCUCUGGGCUCUGCUGACCUCAACCGCGACAACAUUACUCCAGAAGAGCUGAAAGUUCUUUUCGACGGUCACGAUGCAAAUCGCGCUGUUUUCGACUCCAUGGUCAUGGAACUCACUGAAGCAGCGGCACAGCCACCACCCAAAAAUAUGAAACGAAAAUCUGUUAAAUCAUUGUCAAGUUUCUUAAGUAGAAAAGUACGUUAAUGAUAACAGAUUUUGGCUUCAUAAAAAAGGGCGAGUCUGUUCCUGGCGAAGGCGUCGCACAGAAAUAUCUCAAUCAUCUUGAGAUAUCGCAAAGCAUGUUCGAG
Molecule: messenger RNA, 1111 nt
Organism: Amoebophrya sp. A25
Lineage: Eukaryota; Dinophyceae; Syndiniales; Amoebophryaceae
Source: the annotation of a GenBank genome assembly